AUGGAGCAGCCCUUCAGCCAGCCCUCCAGCCAGCCAGUGGCAGUAGUGUCACGUGAGAGAAGCAGCAGCAGCACGCGUCAGCUGUAGAAGAAGAAGAUGGGCCAUUGAUAAGAAAAGAAACGCUGUGGCUAUCUUGAGCUAACAAAGUGACGUUAACUGAAUACAUCUAACGCUGGUGGCGUGAUUGUUAAACGUGUUGUUGUGUUUUGUUCUGGGCAUCAUCGAAAAUGAUCCUUACCGUGAAACCACUUCAAGGGAAAGAAUGCAGUGUUCAGGUGACUGAAAAUGAGAAGGUCUCCACAGUGAAGGAACUUGUGUCAGAACGCCUCAACAUACCAGCAAACCAGCAGAGGUUGCUCUAUAAAGGGAAAGCACUUUCAGAUGAACACAGGCUGAGUGAUUAUUCCAUUGGGCCUGAGGCUAAAUUGAAUCUGGUUAUCCGUCCAGUGGGGGAGAGAACUGGAGCGUCAGGGACGGCUUCCAGCAGCAGCAGCAGCAGCAGCAGCAGCAGUAGCAGCAGCUCACAAGGAAAAGUGUGGCAGACUGUGUCCAUUAUCCUUGCUAGACACUUUAGUCCAGCAGAUGCGGCGAAAGUCCAUGAACAGCUUAUUAAGGACUAUGAACGUUCCCUUCGACAACUUAGUCUAGACGACAUUGAGCGGUUGGCGGGGAGACUGCUUCACCCCGACGGUGACGGCAUGGACACCUCCUACAUGGACUAAGCCUCGCUGGAAGUUGCUUAUUGUGAUUGUCUUUUGAGAGGUGCUCAGUUCAUGGAGGUGCAUACAGUGUUUAAUCAUUGGCUGAGUGAAGACAGAUACCAGUGACUGUUGAUUAUGUCAGCAAUAGGGCUUUCUUAUCCAUGACCAAAAGACUUGGAUAAGAAAACAUGGCAACUUUGAAUUGGUCUGGUCACUGUCAUCGAUGUUGCAGAAAUGACACAAGACCUGAUCACAUAAUAUUUGAAAACAAAGGAAUCCAUUUAUGCUGUUUGGUUUCACAUGAGCUCUGGCUGCUACGACUCCCAGUGGACGGUAACAUCUACUGGAGGUUUUUGUUAGUAAUUUCUGUGUCGGGUGGUGUGUUGUGUUAACCAUCCUUGAGAAGGCGAUGCAUGUUUUAUUCUGUAACUAACUGAUGUUCAUUGAAUGCUUUGUAAAUAUUGUGUUUAUAUAUACAGACAUUAAACCACAGAAAAAUUACAAGCGUUAAUGUUUACUGUUUUGUUGAACAUUUUAUGUGAAUUUUAAAAAAAAAAGAAGAG
Molecule: messenger RNA, 1264 nt
Organism: Anarrhichthys ocellatus (wolf-eel)
Lineage: Eukaryota; Metazoa; Chordata; Actinopteri; Perciformes; Anarhichadidae
Gene: ubl4a
Product: ubiquitin like 4A
Exons: 4
Coding region: 228-722 (164 amino acids)
Biological process (GO): post-translational protein targeting to endoplasmic reticulum membrane; tail-anchored membrane protein insertion into ER membrane
Cellular component (GO): BAT3 complex
Molecular function (GO): protein-folding chaperone binding
Source: RefSeq, a predicted model, not a curated record